AUGUAUCGUGCUCUUCGCUCAAACAGCCCUUCAAGGAACGACUCUUCAGAAGUCGAAAAGUUUUAUGAGGCCCCCGAUCAUCAUCCUCCAGGAAGUUUUCUUCGAAAGAAUAUCUCGUGGUUUCUGUUACUCUCUUCUCUUAUUGUUAAUCUCGGGUUUUUAGUUGUCAUAACAGCUAGAAAAGACCUCACCAAGUGUUUGGAGACUUCAAAAUUCGCCGGCUUAACAAGAACAAUCCCAAAGGCAUGGACUUCGAAUAGUGGUGCCAAUGAAUCUGAUCAGGAAAUGCUUUGGGACGAAACAAGCUACGAUCGUGGUCAAAUUGCUCUUGCCGACGACUAUGCGAAGGAGCUGGGACUCCCCAGAGCUCAGCGAUUUCCCUGGGAUCAGUCAAAAGGGAUCUACCUGAUAAAUGCGUACCACAAUAUACAUUGUGUUAAAACCAUCCGAACAUCAGUUGUAGAGUUUCACAAUAAUGUGCCACAGAGUUCACCAUAUCUUCAUGUCAUACACUGCUUGAAUGUACUUCGCGAUGAGGUCAUGUGUAAUGCGGAUGAUACUCCACGAUACACAGGAUUUCAAGAAGACCAGAAAAGUGGCCAAGGCCAGGUGCGAAUGUGUCGUGAUUGGAAACAGCUGGAGGUCUGGGCUGAUGAGCAUACUGCUUGCUGGAAGCAUGUUGGAGAGAUAAGAGAGGAUGGGUUCCGCGAAUUGGACAGAUAUCGCUUCUGUCCACCUGGGUCACCUUAUGAAGAGAUGUCUAAAACUGCAUGGCUUCGUCCAGGCCAACAUGUUGAGUAG
Botrytis deweyae is the source of this 801-nucleotide messenger RNA. RefSeq lists its product as uncharacterized. Lineage: Eukaryota; Fungi; Ascomycota; Leotiomycetes; Helotiales; Sclerotiniaceae. The transcript is spliced from 3 exons. The coding region runs from base 1 to 801 and encodes 266 amino acids. Gene Ontology annotation, biological process: mycotoxin biosynthetic process. The record is from RefSeq and is a predicted model, not a curated record.